AUGGCGAUGGUAGCAGCGGCGAGAGCCCCGAGUGGCUCUGAGGUCCAAAAAAGUGGAUUUGUGGAGAUUCUGGUGCGCGAGCGGUGGCACAAAGUUUUGGUCGACUUGAGGGAGGAAGCGCUCACGCUGAGCUGUGAAGUGGGCAGCGUUAACGACAACGUCAACUCCAACGGGAUUACCGAUGGAUCUUACCUUGACAACAGUAACGCCAACUCCAACAAUGGCCCCCAAGCCGCGCGCACUGCGUUCACUGACCUCCCGGAGCGAGUGCCCGAGGCGAUCGCCAACAGAAAGCGGUGCGUCAAGGUGACCAAGCAGGAAAUCGGGGGACUCGGAGUGAGCAUCAAAGGGGGAAAGGAGAAUAAAAUGCCCAUCCUCAUAAGUAAGAUAUUCAAGGGGCUCGCAGCGGAUGAGACCCAGGCUCUGUAUGUCGGGGACGCGAUCCUGUCCGUGAACGGUUUGAACCUGCGGGACGCGACGCACGACGAAGCCGUGCAGGCUCUGAAAAGAGCCGGGAAGGAGGUGACCCUUGAAGUUAAGUACAUGCGUGAGGCCACACCAUACGUCAAAAAGGGCUCGCCUGUUUCAGAGAUCAGCUGGGAGGCCCCCCCUCCCGAGUCUCCCCGGCCCACCAGCCCUCCCGCCACCUUGUCCUCAUCCACCGCACCAAGCCCUCCGCCCCAGCCUUCCCUCUCUCUGAAUGGCGACAGAAGGUGCAUACCAUUGAAGAUGUGUUAUGUAACACGUGCCAUGACCACACCAGAUCCUGAGAAUAGACAACUGGAGCUGCAUUCUCCUGAUGCCAGACACACCAUAGUGCUUCGGUGCCCAGACCAGCCAUCUGCCCUGUCCUGGUUUUCUGCCAUGCACGCCGUCACAUCGACACUGGCACAGCGGACGCAGGCAGAGGUCAUCCAGAAUAAAUCCAAGACAGGGAUUGCUGGCGGCAAAGAGAUACAACACCUGGGAUGGUUGGCGGGGAAGACUGAGAGUGAGAAGCAGUGCUGGAGGCCGGUGCUGGUGGUGGUGACAGAGAAGGACCUAUUGCUGUUUGACAGUUUACCGCGAGGCAAGGACGCCUGGCAGAGCCCUGAGCACACUUUUCCACUCUUAGCAACACGGCUUGUCCACUCUGGCCCUGACCGGGGGUCGCCUUGCUCGGGCACAGAGCUUUUUUUUGCCACUCGGACUGGCACACGACUUGGAAUCGAGACUCACCUUUUCAGGGCCGAGACCACCAAGGAUCUGUCCCUCUGGACCAGACACAUAGUCAGUGGAUGUCACGCAUCGGCUGAGAUGAUCAAAGAAGUCACAACGAGUUGCUUGUACAGAGGGCAGGAGUGUCGGCUGGUGAUCCACUACGAACAGGGCUUUUCUGUGCUGGCUGACCCCAGGGUAGGAGAUGGGGAUCAGGAGGAGGAGGAGAGAGUAGUAAACACGUCCAUCAAGCCCCAAGUGCUCCUCUCCUACCCUUUUGAAAAACUAAAGAUGUCAUCAGAUGACGGAGUACGCAUGCUCCUCUUGGACUUUGGAGGGACAGAGGGGGAGAUUCAACUGGACCUCCACUCUUGUCCGAAGCCAAUCGUCUUCAUCCUCCACUCCUUCCUCUCCGCCAAGAUCUCCCGCCUGGGUCUUGUGGCCUGAUUGUCGGACAAAAGGCACAUUUCACCUUCAUUUCCACCUCGUUUCUUCACCAGUCUGCAGCCAGCAUGCAGUAAACCACCGAACACUCCUUCAGUUGGAAACCCAGGCUAUAUGAAUGUAACCCCUGUCUUGAAAUGGAUCUUUUAUAUGGUCUCUAUCGUGAAGAAAGCAACUGUGAUGGUUAUGCAAGAGCUUGAAUGUUGACUGGAGACUGACAGUGAGAAAUAUGGAAUCGACUAGAUGCACACAGAUCUGCAAACACACCAACAGAAUAGGAUUGGAAAUUACUGUCACGUUCGGGAGAGGAUGAACUGGCCAUGUGUGGCCCUGAGAUGAAUUCACUUUUAAUUCAAUCACAAUGUAAUGGCAACCUGCCUUCCGUUUACCAUUUAUAUCAUUUAUUUGCCAUUACCUCCGAAAGGGCAUUCUGAAUUUUUCUCAUCAUUUUUCUUCCUUUAACACUUGACACACUGUGGAAAAACUUUACGCAUUUGUCUUUAUUAGAGUCCCCUGAGAUGUCUUGUUAGCAGUGUCAGCAUUCAUCAUCCAAGCCGGGGAGCACAUUCUCCACAAUGUGACGGCUCGCUCAAGUUCAGAAUGUCAAAGUAUUCUUUUAACAGCUUUCCUAUGAUGACCAUAGUGUGGUUAGGUUAUUUCAAUACAUGAGCAGACAAACAUCUGACAAUUGCAUGCCUGACCCAAGGAUGCAUACAGUUGUAAUAUCCCUAAAUGUGACUUUUUUUAGAUUAAAAGUCAACGAAAUCUUGCACAAGACUUGUAUAGACUCAUAUUUGAGUCAAAUAAUCUUUUUCACUUUGUUAAUGAGCAUUACAUGUUCCCUCACAUAAACUUUAACAUAACAUGUGUGCAGUCCAACAAAUCUCAGUACAACAUUUUUAUCAUAUAUUUUAUAAAGUCUAUACAUCGAGUUUUAUUCUUUAACAUUUGCCCCAAGUUUAUGGAGUGGACAAAGUAACUAUGUUUUCAAAACGUCAAAGUCUUAGGUUUUGUAAUAGAGGGAUAUGUGGCACAAUUUAUGGAUUAAUUUAACUGAUUGCGCAAAUGUUUUGAAUAAAGUCCUCGUUGAAUUGUGCAAAGCUAAUGCCGGCAGCUUUACCCAGUUGAAUGAUUGGCAACCUGGGUAAAGGGUUUGCUUAGUUCUGCCUAUUCUUGAAUAAGUAUUUUGCUUUUACAAUACAGGGAUAUUACAGAAAUAUUGCCUCUUGUUGCAUGUAUUGUGCUUCUGUAAAUUAGAUUACAGUAUAAUAUAUCAUUGUUACCAUAACUCAGCCUUAAGCACACUCAUUAUUGAAAUUCAGCUCAUAGUUCAAUGCAACAGAAAUGUUGAAAUAUACCCUACCCCUAUACAUUGUAAAGCACAGACAGGAAACGGUGAGGAAAGGUCCUUUUCGCCACACUCCCUUCCAGCUAACAUUGUUAUAUUAUUUAAAAUACAUCAGUUGAACCCAAAUAAAAUUGUAAUUAAUGGAAUAAAAUAUUUACAGUUGACUCUUGCACCACUGAGAAGCUCCAACCAGUUAUGCUGUGCUGGCUUUAAAACACAAGUGAGCAGGUGGUAGCGACCUGUCAAUCACAGCUAAAACACAAUUUUCUGCUUCUCUUUAAAUUAUACUGUAAGAGGCAAAGCACUGUUGCAAUUAUGUUUGUAAAGAAAACUUUAACUAAGUUAUUAACAUUCUGUAAGUCAUUUUCUAAUAUGUUUCUUCUCAGUCUUAAUGAACAGUAGAAUUAAAAGAAGAAUAGAAUAGAAUAGAAUUGUCCCCCAGCUGGCCAUGAGAAGAAUUGUAGGUAGCCCCUCAACAUUGGCUUCACUUAAUUAGGCUGGAGCUCCCAAAAUAUGCUCUCGUUUUAUUCUACUAUUUUUUUAAUAGAUAUCAUAUCUAUUGGUGUAAGAAAAUGUAGGUAAUGGGUUCAUAGUUCAGCACAUAACUGAGCCACAGAUUAAUUAAAGACUUUAUUCACAAAGUGAAAUACAGAUCUUCUGCCUUGACUUCUACUCUUUGAAGUGACAAGUCCUUGUAAAUCUC
Menidia menidia (Atlantic silverside) is the source of this 3692-nucleotide messenger RNA. NCBI's taxonomy places the organism in Eukaryota, Metazoa, Chordata, Actinopteri, Atheriniformes, Atherinopsidae. The record is from the annotation of a GenBank genome assembly.